GUUGAAAUGUCUGGAGGACAGAGUCAGAGUGGGAGCGCCGUCUCGCGGCGAUCAGCCUGGAUGCGUCUCCCAGCUCUGGAUUUAUGGCACGCAGCUGUUGAGCGCCUGACAGACGAGCGAGGAGCUCGAGCGCUGCUGCCUCUCACGCUGCUGGGAGCAGCUCAGGAUCUACUGCUUUGGAAAAAGGACUGCUGUGCCUCAACACGCAACCAUGUUUGCGUGUUUCCACUGCGUGGACCAGAUGUGACGUCAAACUGGCCAGAUGGUUCGGGAGCAGUAUGUCAGCACCACCCAGGGCGUCAGCGCGCCCCGGCCGGCGGCCGACCACAUCUACAAGAUCGGCAUCUACGGCUGGAGGAAACGCUGCCUCUACCUGUUUGUAUUGCUCCUCAUCGUCAUCCUGGUGGUCAACUUUGCUCUCACCAUUUGGAUCGUCCGGGUGAUGUGGUUCAACGCGGAAGGGGUGGGACUCCUACAAGUACACCCUGACGGCGUAAAGCUGGACGAAGGCGAGUCUGAGUUUCUUUUCCCGGUCUAUGCUCAGGAGAUUCACUCCAGAGAAGACACUCCUCUAGUUGUGCAUUCAUCAGAAAACGUCUCCCUUAAUGCCCGCAACGAGAAUGGGAACGUUACGGGGAGGACAUCUGUGGGUCCCAAAGAGGCUCAGGGGCACACUCACAAUAUGCUCUUAAACUCGCCCAACAACAACAUGCUGUUCAGUGCAGAUGGCGAGCAGACUUUGAUUGGUCCGGACAAACUCCGAGUCACAGGUCCUGAAGGAGCUCUGUUCCAGCAUUCUGUGGAGGUGCCGCUGCUGAAGUCCGAACUUUUGAAAGAUCUGAAGCUGGAGUGCCCGACCCGCUCUGUGACAAUGGACGCACCAAAGGGAGUUCAUCUCAAAGCUCUGGCUGGAAACAUAGAAGCUACUUCCAAAAUGGACGUCAUCCUGCAGUCGACUUCAGGGCUGCUGGUGCUGGAUGCAGAGAGGGUGCGCAUGCCAAGCCUGCCGCUGAGCAAAGGAGGCGUUUCUGGAAAUACUCAGGAUCUGUUUGAGGUCUGUGUCUGUCACAGUGGAAAGCUCUUUCUGUCCAAAGCUGGCCUAACUUCCACCUGCAGCGAAAAUCAGGACUGCUAGACGGACUCUGACAGUCAUUGAUUUUCUUUCUCUCUGAAGAAGCAUCUUUUGGAAGGCAACAAGCACAACUGUUUAUAUGGGGCUCAAGUUUUCUUCCUUUUGAUUUCUUUUAAUGCUCAGACCCAAGUGGGUCUGCAAUUUUCCCUCUUACACAUUUAAAAAUGCAUCCUGGCACACGCCCCGAGACACACCCUCUUGCAGUUGAAGUAAUGCGGGUCUAUCGAACUAUUGAAGUGAUGCAAAUUUGCGUUCCAGCUUAAAAACAUGUGCAUCGCAGAUUUAUGAGAAUGUUUUUACACAUGCAGUAUGAUGGCUGGGCAAUGAGGAGCUGGUAACAGCUUACAUCUUAUGCAAUAUUAUCUAGUGGUGCAAUAAAUUAAGUUAAUGCAUAUCAAGGCCUUGGAAAACUGGGACAUAAAUUGUAAUAGAUUUUUUUAUUCUAGAAAUAUUUAUUUUAGUUAAUGAUGCCUUCAUCCAAAACUCCAAGCCCUUGGUAUGUGGUGUUUUUUGUUUGUUUGUUUUUUGGUACACUUUCUAGUUUGUCAUAGACAUUUUAGAGACUAGAGGGUUUUCUUUCCCUUCUUUUAAGUCAAUUUUAAGUAUGUGAAGUGACUCCAUCGUUGUUGCUAAUUUUAAAUCAGAAGAACCACAUUGUGUCGACAUGAUAAGUUCAUUAACACACAUAAUGGAUCUUUUAUCAUGGUAUGUUUUGCCCAUCUUAUUUUAGAUCUUCUUCUAUAAUCAAGGAAACCACAAGAAAGUCACAAACAGGCUUGUUUAAGUUGUCUAAUGUAAAGUGAAAGGAAAGCUGGAAACAUUAUGUUUUGCCACAGCGACAUGGAGGUAGAAACAAAACAAGAGUAACAACCCUUAGUCAGGGAUAUCUGAUUGAAUAAAGGAGGAAAUGAUUGUUUGUAACUGUGUCAAUGCCUUGCACCAGAUGUGUGUUCUUUUAACACAUUAUGCAGAACAGGAGCUCAACAUUUGCCUUCACUGUAUGGAUGGAAGUGUCUUUUUGCAGCAUCUGAAAUAUUUUUUUUAAAGGUAAACGUUUUUGUAAUGACGAUUUUUGUGAGUGAAGGAUUGGUGUAUUUUACAUGCCGCAGUUUUUUGUAUUGAUUGUGCUGUGUUGGCAUUGUAAUAUGAAAAUAAUGGAGAAUAAAGGUGAUAUUCAGUUCUCACCUCAGGUCUGUCAUAUUUUAACAAAUGUAAUGUUUAUUUAUUCAUUUUAUAUGUUAAAUAAAUGUUGGUUUGCUUUGA
Poeciliopsis prolifica (blackstripe livebearer) is the source of this 2395-nucleotide messenger RNA. RefSeq names its product sarcoglycan, gamma (gene sgcg). The coding region runs from base 263 to 1135 and encodes 290 amino acids. Lineage: Eukaryota; Metazoa; Chordata; Actinopteri; Cyprinodontiformes; Poeciliidae. Gene Ontology annotation, cellular component: sarcoglycan complex; sarcolemma. The transcript has 9 exons. Gene Ontology annotation, biological process: heart contraction; cardiac muscle tissue development. The record is from RefSeq and is a predicted model, not a curated record.